Molecule: messenger RNA, 2109 nt
Organism: Drepanopeziza brunnea f. sp. 'multigermtubi' MB_m1
Lineage: Eukaryota; Fungi; Ascomycota; Leotiomycetes; Helotiales; Drepanopezizaceae
Source: RefSeq, a predicted model, not a curated record
AUGGCGAGGAGCUUUGCCUUUUCUAAUACGUCGAUACCCAUACGGAUCAGUACUGCGAGCGUAGCUGGCACUUCCGAUACGCGCACGAUCAUUCCUGUCAUCACAUCAUCGGACCUGUCGUCUCUGAGCUCUUCGGUGGAAUAUCCGUCAUCCACAUCGAUAAUGCUCGCCUCCUUGACAGAUCAGACAACUGACUCGCACCUGUCUAUUCCCUCCUCAUCCUCUCAGUUCUCGCCUUCAAGUACGGCUGCCAAGUCCUCGUUUGCUUCGUCACGGUCGAUAGCACUUGUUACUUCCACAAGUCCACCCGCGAGCCUUCUCUCCCGCCCACCUUCUGCAUCUCCUGGCAACUCUACACGCUUGUCUACGAGGCCAGCUCUAUCAAGCUCGCUUCCGUCUUCUAGUGCCGUCGAAAGGCAGUCACCAAGCAUUCUUUCAUCCCCGUCCCCAUCGGCUUCGGCCCUGAAGGCCUCGGCCCAUCGGGCUGCUGCUUCAUUUUCGUUGAGAAUCACAACUGGUGCUGCAUCGGAUCUGAUCCUCAUGACGGUGUCUCCCACGCGUUCAGUCCCGUCUCUCAGGACCCAAUCAGCAGCUGCGACUCCCAGUGGCCAACAAGAUAGCAGCACAUCUCUUCCUCCAACUUCAUCCAGCAUCCGCACCUCUAUCCCUGCGAGUGCUACUCUAUUGCCUUCUCCUUUCACUGCCGUCAACCCGGCUCCCGGCAGUCUCACAUUUUCCGCCACGUCCUCCACGUACUCAAUCCCGCGCUUCACACUCAACAACACCAGAUCCAUUGCUCUACCGUCAUUUUCUACAUCUAGAGGUCUCGAGUCAGGGCCCGCCACAACCAUACUCAUUACGAUCGACCUCUCCUCAAUCACUGCGUCGAAGCCAAGUACUACUCCAUCGACCGCUCUCUCUUCGUCUCCAUCCUUCGUCUUUGUAUGGACACGUUCUUCCCUCCCAGCUUCGACAAUCUCUCACAUCCCCACCGUCAUCGCCACUCCCCCCGCCCCAACCUCUACCAUCUCUGCCGCUACAUUUGCCGCUAAUUUAGCGCAAGCGCAGGGCUACAACGUCUUAUUUUCGACCCUCAACUUCUCGUCCCCAUGUACAGACAGGCAGAUUGCAUGUAUCGGUGGGAGUGUGGGAACUUGCAACAACGAGGGUAGCUUUCAGAUCACGGACGUCUGUGAGAAAGGGGCGCGUUGUUUUGCCUUACCGAUGAACAGCACGAGUGGGGUGCUGGUUGGGUGUGCGGAUGUGGCCGCGGCCAGGAGUGUAUUGGGCUUGAGCUUGAGCCCGAGCAGCUCGAGUUUGGGCGAGACGAGGUCGGCAACGGGGCUGGAGUCGACCAGCUCUUUCGCUUCAGUGUCCAGCGUGCUCGAGUCAACGGCUCAAGUAUCACCGACUCUCACAUCAAGAACGCCAGACACAUGCUCCACGGUGGAAACGACGGCAGGUCCACCUCCACCAACCCAAUCAUUUGCCAGCCAGACGACGCCUCCCCUCGUUCAGCCAACUACAUCCCGAAGAUUCGCUUCGCAGACGACACUCCCUCUUGGCCAGCCUACACUGCUGACAUCGAAGUCGCCUCUUACCUCCGAGUCGGCUCCUUCGACCUCUACAUUUCCGUACGCACCAGAGCCUAGUGCAUCAACAACAGUAGUGGCUGACCCGGAACCGGUUCCUGCCCCUAUUUCCACGCCCACGCCCAACGGGCCCACCUCGGCCGAGCCCAUCAGCACCAUCUACACCACCAUCCAGCCAGAACAGUCCACCGUCACAAUCAUCCUCACCAAGCCCUUACCCUUACCUACCGCUCCCGCUCUGGCUCCUGCAUCUACCUCCACCUCGGCAUCAUCCAGGACUAGAGACAGCGGAUUCCUAACUAUCAUCCCUGUCCCUCCUCCUCCUCCUCCUCCUGCGCCGAAACCCGGUCCACCAUCGCUCGGUGCUGGCAGCCGAGGGGACGACGACGAUGGGGCGGGUAGUAGUUGUGAGGGGAAGAAGGAGAGGGUUACUGUUACGGAGACGGAGACUGUCACGGAGACUGUGACGGAGAAAGAGACGGUUACGGCCACUGCGACUGUCAUUAUCGCUAGCUAG